UUCUCGCUGGCUGCAACAGCUGGGACCAGUUUGGGGAUUCAUGUUAUCUGUUCAACGAGACCUCUAUCGUUUGGAUGCAAGCUAUGUGGAGUUGCUAUGAAUCUGGUGGCUGGAUUGUGCAAAUUGACAGUAAAGACGAAGACGAUUUUAUUGUCGGGCUCAUGAAAGCCAGACGUGUGGAUAUUGUUUGGAUUGGUGGUUUUGCAACAGCCCAUUGGCAAUGGAUGCCAAGCUUUACCAGGCUUAAGGAAUACACAAACUGGGGACAGGGACUACCAGACAACGGUAAGUGCACUUAUGAUUUCAUUUGUUUCUUCAAAUUUACAUUAAGGCUGACAUUUUGUUUUAUAAUUAAAAAAAAAAAAAAAAUUAAAAACUUAAUGAAGACUGCAUACUCUGCCCUGUAUUAG
Messenger RNA from Candidula unifasciata, 410 nucleotides. Lineage: Eukaryota; Metazoa; Mollusca; Gastropoda; Stylommatophora; Geomitridae. The record is from the annotation of a GenBank genome assembly.